AUGGCUAGGCUGACCAAUGAAGAAGACGAUGAUAUGAUGAAGGCCGUUUUUAAUCUUUGUCAUAUGAAGCAUGUGCUUGUUGAUUCUACAAAAGACAUACAGAUAUUGGAGGAUACUAACCGCAAGUGUCUUAGUCAAAUUAGUACUAAAGACAAACGAAAAACAUUAUUAAUCAAAGAACAAGGAGAUGAAUGCAUUGUUAAUGUUGCCCAAGGCUUGCAUAGAAACCAACGACUACAACAGGAUCCUAAGAGAAAAGCUUUGCAAGUCACAGGACAAGAAGCCAUUUAUGCUGGACAAGGCUUAACAAACUCAAACGUAUGUCAAGGUUUGUUCUAUGGAAACUAUGCCCCUCCUAAUCUCCCACCAGUCCCACGCCUACGACAAUUUAUUGAAAUUUGCAGUCAGCCGUUUGAGAAGCAAUUAACAUUUAGUGAUGUGAAGGAUGACCAAUCAAGGCUAGCUAUGAGCAAAGAGGAUGUCCAAAAGCGCCUAAUGCCAUUGUUGAAUGAGAAUGAAGAUCUUAGACGAGGAAUCCAAGUCACAACUUAUGACUUGGAUGGUAAAGAGUAUCCCAUGGUGUUCAAAAUUUGGGUGGAAAAGAUUCAUGUCUUGACCGAAGGAUGGAAAGCUUUUUGCCAUGAUCAUAAGCUGGUUGAGAAGCAAGAUUUUGUGACCGUAUGGAUGUUUCGAAAUGCUGCAACCGGUAGCCUUUGCUUUGUAAUUGAUUUGAGAAGGCUGCCAGUGCUUGAAACCAUCAAGAGAAGAAGAACAAGGCGAAAUUGAGAUAUGCAGAUCACCACCAUGAAUCGAGAAAGGUCUAAUAGUCACUGACCCCUUCUAUGGUCAGAUUAGAGUAGGUUUUCUUAAAUGCCAUUUGAUUACUUGCAGUUUUGGUUUCAUGCAGU
Rosa chinensis is the source of this 908-nucleotide messenger RNA. RefSeq lists its product as uncharacterized. Gene Ontology annotation, molecular function: DNA binding. The record is from RefSeq and is a predicted model, not a curated record. Bases 1 to 786 code for a protein of 261 amino acids. The transcript has a single exon. NCBI's taxonomy places the organism in Eukaryota, Viridiplantae, Streptophyta, Magnoliopsida, Rosales, Rosaceae.